CCGAGCUCGGUUGCGAGGGCUUGUAACCCAAGUGGGGGCGUUAAGGUGGCGGAACCCUUGUUCAGCUCAUUGAGCCGGGUCUGUAUUGGCUAGCUUCUGGCUUGCCCGUUCCAAGCUAGGAGUUGAACCAUGUGAUCCGUGCGAAGGCUUGGGUCACAUUGUUCCUAGAGUGGAGGGGUCCGCGUGAGGCUGGUUUCACAGAGCAGCGAAAGCCUCCCUCUCUUGGCAGUGGAAGGAUAACAAGUCUGUGCCAAUCAGGCCCACCUCGGCUCCUUGGGCUGAUCCUAGCUGGACCGUCACCUUUUUCAAAGUCACUGAUGUGAUAGUCCUAAUCUUUCCCGUGUAGCAAUUAUCAGGCAUCCUUCUCAUAUAACGUUUCAGCUUUCUGGUGGCAAUCGAAGCUUGUUUGUGGCUACCCAAAUGGCCAUGAAGUCGCACUUAAUUACAGGUUUUACUCAGCCAAUGGCACAUGCUUAUUCUUCCUCGGGCUCCAUUAACAACCUCUGCUCAGUGAAAAAUUCUCUCUCAACGUCCUUCUUCAAUGGCGGAGGUGGUCUAAGAGUGUCAAGGGUUAGAAUCACUCCAGCAGGAUCCCCUUGUUGUAGACAAGGUCGACUUGUAGUACGUGCCAACAUUUUUGGUAGGUUUGCUCGAGUCAUAAAGUCAUAUGCAAAUUCAAUCUUAAGUUCUUUUGAGGACCCGGAAAAAAUUUUAGACCAAGCUGUCCUCGAAAUGAAUGAUGACUUGAAAAAGAUGAGACAGGCCACAGCCCAAGUUGUGGCAUCACAAAAAAGGUUGGAAACUAAAUACCAAGCUGCCCAACAAGCUUCAAAUGAUUGGUUCCGUAGGGCACAGUUGGCUCUUCAGAGAGGAGAGGAAGAUCUUGCGCGUGAAGCUCUGAAGAGGCGUAAAUCUUAUGCUGAUAAUGCAAAUCAACUGAAAGCUCAACUCGAUCAGCAGAAAACAGUUGUUGACAAUCUUGUCUCCAACACACGGCUUUUAGAGAGCAAGAUACAGGAAGCAUUGUCAAAGAAAGACACUUUGAAAGCACGUGCUCAGUCUGCAAGGACUGCAACCAAAGUGAAUGAGAUGGUUGGGAAUAUCGACACUAGUAGUGCUCUAUCAGCUUUUGAGAAGAUGGAAGAGAAAGUUUUGGCAAUGGAAUCUGAAGCAGAAGCUAUUGGCCAGUUAACCACUGAUGAUCUUGAAGGGAAGUUUGCAUUACUAGAGACUUCAUCAGUGGAUGAUGAUCUUGCGCAGCUGAAAAGGGAACUCACUGGUACCUCACAGAAAGGAGAGCUUCCACAAGGAACUGUUUCAACAAGUGCGAACAAGCCAUUCCCAUAUCGAGAUGCAGAGAUUGAGAAGGAGCUUAAUGAAUUAAGACAAAAAGCAAAAGACUUCUAAAUUUUAUGAUUUGCAUAUGCAAAUCUCAAUUGUUGUGUCGAAGCACAAAUCUUCUGGUCAAGGUUUAACUUGGUAAGGUAGAAAUCGAACAGUUCAUGUACAUACAGAAGACAUGCUUAAAUCAUGCAUAGUAAAUUUUUUGGAUGACUUGUGUAUAUACUUGCAUAUGAAAAUGAUACUUCGAUUUGUUCAAUUGCAAUUCAAAAUCUAUGGCCACUUAUUACAUGUACAAUGUUCCAUCAAAUUUAAAAUACAUCUUUCUGUCAACU
Molecule: messenger RNA, 1676 nt
Organism: Rubroshorea leprosula
Lineage: Eukaryota; Viridiplantae; Streptophyta; Magnoliopsida; Malvales; Dipterocarpaceae
Source: the annotation of a GenBank genome assembly